Gamsiella multidivaricata is the source of this 2502-nucleotide messenger RNA. RefSeq lists its product as uncharacterized. Gene Ontology annotation, molecular function: phosphatidylinositol binding. The record is from RefSeq and is a predicted model, not a curated record. The annotation marks the transcript as partial. The transcript has 2 exons. Lineage: Eukaryota; Fungi; Mortierellomycota; Mortierellomycetes; Mortierellales; Mortierellaceae.
GUUUUUGGUCCUUCCCUUAUGUUGCCCUCUCCAGUUCAUGUAUCCCUUUUUGUGUAGAUUUUCUUUCUCCAGUACUGGCACCAGCACCAGCACCAGCACCAGCACUAGUACCAUCUUCAACUAUAACUACACUUUUUCAGAUUCCACCACGAGUCUGGUUUACAAUACAUAUACGCAUACACACAGACACACACACACACAGCUUUCCAAUCUAUCCAACUCCAGUACCGAGCACGCGUCCCUCUCCCCUAGUUAAUUUAUUCAUUGCAGCCCACUCAGUGGGCACCUUUUUUCAUAUCACACUGUUAUGUACCAGGCAAUCGACACCUCAUCACCAGCGCUGGAAAAUAUUCUCACAUUGACUCGUACAUCUCAACUCUCAAUCAUGCUCCGCCGAGACUCUCGCCCCGAGAUGACGCUUGUCUCUCCAGUCUCCCUCUUUUGUCAUACCAGCAAUACAUCCACAGAUUUAAAUGCGUUCAACGACGCCUACAAACCGCCCACUCGCUCUGUUUCCAAAACUCUUCGACGCAAAACCAACGCAACCGACAUCGUGCACCAGUUCUUUAGAAGCUUCUCUUCUGUGGACCCUGUUUCCGAGUCGAGCAUGGUUGCCUCCUAUUCCAGUGCUAAACUCGCUCCACCUGUUUCACAUGUGGUUGUCGAGGCAGUCGAGGUCCGUGCAGGUCCGUGCCACUGGUUCACAAUCCGGGUCCAUCCAUGUCCCAUAGUCAUCCCUGGAAGUGAUGCCGCGCCGAUUCCUCGGAGGUCAUAUUGUGUCUAUAGGCAAUAUGAAGACAUUGCCGACUUUGCCGCCCGUUUAGAGGGAGAAGCCUCGCUGAAGCGGUCUAGUCAGGCUGGUCCCCAGCACAUGUUCCUCUCAUUUAAUCAGCCUAGCCUACCCAAACUGAGUCCGCGAGACAAGUCCAUGGUACACUCUCGCAAGAAGCCACGACGUCCCCAUACUGUCUUUGAUGCGGAUAGUUUAGACCUCAGGGUGGACGUCUCCAACUACUUCCAAGAGCUCUUUGCUUCGGAUGAAUCAACUGGUCGAUGCCGCCUCGCCGCCGAGUUUUUUGGGAUCUGGAAAACCGACCUCGAGGCCCAUCUGAGCCAAGACGAUCAAGACCCUCUGGCUCUCCAAACUGUUGGUCCUCAACCACCACCAUCAAAACUACCUGCCACCGUUGUGAGGUCGGUCGCCCUCCCCAUCGCAUUUAGAUAUGGUAGCGACACUUCCUCCGUGACCACACCCUCGACGAUGUUCUCGUCCCCAACCUCAUCGAGUUCUUGCUCUUCGAUAUCGAUCUCGCCAACACUCUCGCCGAGUAAAGUCAGAAUCGGAUCGGACUUUCCCUGGGACACCAAAUUGUUCAGUCAAUUGGCCGAGUUGGCGCCACCAAGCACUUUCUCUCUGUACGCUUCUUCCUUGGGUUCCUCAUACCACGCCGAUGUCGAUGACGAUGACGACGAAGACAACGAUGAGGAUUACAGCGAUGAAGAUGAUAACGAUGAAGACGACAACUGCGACGAUGGCAACGACGAUGAAAGCUAUGGCACUGACACCGAUGAAUCGAUCUCAGAUUCGAGUACCGGGUGUGAAGAAGAGGCAAAUGCUCUGAGCAUGAUUCCUCCUUUGCGUACGCUCAAGAAAAUGAUCUCCUUCCAGAACCUAAGGAAGCACUUCCGAGGAGAAAAUGAUCUAUCCCCACUGCGCUCGGGAGCAUCUACAUCGUCAGAGCCACUUAAAUCACUCCAAUCCUCGCAAUCGCUUAGCAAAGUACCAUCACGCGAUAAGACCUCAAAGAGGAAAAGGCACGUUGAACAAGUGGCGCCAUAUUCCAGAGCUAUCCUGUCUGAUGUCUUCCCAUCCGAGUCGGACCUUCCUCAAGUAUCUCAAGUAACCAGGUCUAGAGAGCCUCCCACUACACCCAUUCUUGGGCCCGUGGCCACCGCGUCCUUGACAUCCGGGAAAGAGUAUCUGGCGACCUCUCCAUUAUCCAUUAGUCCGGUCUUAACAGCAGGAAGUCGAUCCGAGAUGAAGCGCAGCGAAAAGAACCUGUCUCAUUAUUCCUCAAGCAAAGCUUCGACCCUAGAUGACCAAGUCUUUUCAAGUACCGUCCCAUCAAAAUCGCCUCGAAAGUCCCCGAGCGGCGAAGCUGAAGCUGAAGGUAUACAUGAGCGUAAGAGCACCCUUCAAAGUCCGUAUCCUAGAGCAUCGGCUGCGCGAUGGAGAGGCCAGCGAGAGCGAUCAGCGUCGGACGGGGUCUACCCAGACUUACCUAUCAGCGCCAACUUCAAACGCGGGCUUCACGGACCACUCGCGCAAAGCACCAAGGCCCAGUAUUGUUCUGCUCCAAUCGAUGCCAUCCCUCCGUCUUCAUCCCAUAGAUUGGAAGCCCCACCCCGAAUCACGAGCCCACUACUGAACAAGCGAAUUUCCGGCAGUGUCCUACGCCGCGACAAGAGUCACAGCAGCAAUGCGCGACGAAAGCAACGCGU